Eptesicus fuscus (big brown bat) is the source of this 690-nucleotide messenger RNA. RefSeq names its product IQ domain-containing protein F5-like. The transcript is spliced from 3 exons. Gene Ontology annotation, molecular function: calmodulin binding. The record is from RefSeq and is a predicted model, not a curated record. The coding region runs from base 95 to 676 and encodes 193 amino acids. NCBI's taxonomy places the organism in Eukaryota, Metazoa, Chordata, Mammalia, Chiroptera, Vespertilionidae.
AGAGCUGAGAGCGACGGGACCACCACGCUCAGCGAUGGAGCAUUGUGGGAGGGGAUAAGAGGCCUGCGGGAUUGGAACCACCUAUUUCCAUGUCAUGGGCCUUCGAUUCUGUAAGGAGGGCCAGCUUGUGGAAAUCGUAGUGGAAGACACUCAAGAGAUCACAUUGUAUAUGCAACAGGAGGAAGAAGUCGAGAAAGUGCCUCCACCCCCACCCCCACCCAUUAUCCCACCGGUAAAGAAGCCCUCUGAUGAAGAGGAGAAAGCCAAGCAGAUCCAGGCCUGGUGGCGGGGCACCCUGGUGCGCCGGACGCUGCUGUACGCGGCGCUCUGCGCCUCCAUCAUCCAGCGCUGGUGGAGGAAGGUGCUGCGGGAGCUGCCAUUGUUGCGGCAGAAGAGGCGGCGGGUGAUGCUGGAGGCCUACACUCGGCAGAAGUGGGCGGCGGUCCGGCUGCAGUCCUGGUUCCGCAUGUGGCGCGUCCGCCUCCGUUACCGCCGCCUGCUGCAGGCCACCCGCAUCAUCCAGAUGUACUGGCGCUACCAUAACUUCCACACCAAUGGCUUCCUCCAGGGCAGGUAUAAACUCACCGCGAACCAGCUGGGACUCGAACUUGAGAUCUUCCUGGGGUCACAGAUUUGUCGGAUUACAGAGUGCAUCCCCUUCCCAAUAAAGAACUGACCAGGUCUGCUCCA